Messenger RNA from Symbiodinium sp. CCMP2592, 330 nucleotides. Lineage: Eukaryota; Dinophyceae; Suessiales; Symbiodiniaceae. The record is from the annotation of a GenBank genome assembly.
AUGGUGGCAUCACGCUGUCGUCGAUGUUGUGUUGCGCUGGCAGUUAUGACCGCAAUAUCCGCGCUUGUCAGUGAGGCCCUGUCUUCGUCGUGUGGCUUCGUGUCUCCUGGUGGCUCUGGACCCCGUGGUGGGGACCGGCAAAGCACAGCCGAGAAAGAGCGAAGCGACGAAGGACGCCUGGAAACAAUUUCUUGGCUACAGAGAAACUGGGAAGGUUUCAAUGCGACCUAUAGCAAACUUUGGACCGGUGAGCAGCUGACCGCGGAUGACGUUCAGCGAGACCUGGAUGUCACUUUCGCAAUGUCAUUGGCAAUAGGCAGGCCUUGUUGA